CCACCGGAUUAAUUCCCCUCUCUCGCGGCCGCUUGCAAACGGAAAUAAUGACGUAGUGAAUGGAGAGACAUAGUAAAACUCAGGCAGGGGUUUUGAGUGAAGUGAACACUAGAUAUUUAUAUCAAAAUCACCGACGAAUGGGAGUUUAAUUGAGCUGUGAGUGCGCAAGGUGAUUGAUUUUUUGGGGAUUUCAAUCCACUGGACAUCCGGAGACAUUCGUUGGGUAUUUUAUGACCAGAUAAUUGACUCCUGAAAAAUGUCAGACUUCGGCCCAAUAACCCUGAAAUGGGACCCAAAGAACCUGGAGAUCCGUACGAUGUCAGUAGAGAAAACCCUGGAGCCCCUAGUCCUUCAAGUAACGACCCUGGUCAACACUAAAGGCCCAAGCAAGAAGAAGAAAGGCAAAUCCAAACGAGCGAGUGCCCUAGUGGGCACCGUGGAGAAGGCCACUACAAAUUUCAUAGAGAAGGGUGAGCAAAUUGCCUACGAGAAUCCAGACAUAACAGCUGAGAUGCUGUGUGCAGUUGAAGAAGUCAAGAAGACGGGUGCAGCUAUGAGCAUCGCAGCACGAGAGUUCUCAGAGGAUCCCUGCUCCUCCCUGAAACGUGGUAACAUGGUGAGAGCAGCGAGAAAUCUCUUGUCAGCAGUCACUCGUCUGCUGAUUCUCGCAGACAUGGUGGACGUUCACCUGCUGUUGAAGUCUCUCCACAUCGUCGAGGAUGACCUUAAGAAGCUGAAGAAUGCAUCCUCUCAAGGGGAACUCCUGGAGAACAUCAAACAGUUCGGAAGGAAUGCUUCAGAGCUGAUGAAUCAGGCCGCGAAGCGUCAGCAGGAGCUGAAGGAUCCUCAACUGCGUGAUGACCUAGCAGCUGCUCGUGCUGUUCUCAAGAAACACUCGACGAUGCUGCUGACAGCUUCCAAAGUCUACGUUCGUCAUCCAGAGUUGGCAGCGGCCAAAGCCAAUCGUGAUUACGUUCUCAAGCAGGUUUGCGAGGCUGUCAACACAAUCAAUGAUGUUGCCCAGGGCAAAGUGCCAGCUGAUGGACAACAUCCUUACGAUGGACCUGGGGAACUUGCUGCUGCUCUCGAUGACUUCGAUGAGCGCAUGGUCAUGUCACCACUGGCUUACAACGAGGUUCGCACUAGACCCAGUCUUGAGGAGCGUCUUGAGAGCAUCAUCAGUGGAGCUGCACUCAUGGCUGAUUCGUCCUGCACACGAGAUGAACGACGUGAGCGCAUCGUUGCUGAGUGCAAUGCUGUCAGGCAGGCCCUCCAGGAUCUUCUCAGCGAAUAUAUGAAUAACUUACAGCUAGCCCGUGCUAGGAAACGGAUGGGCGUGAAGGAGCAGUCGGAGGGUCUCGAGCGUGCCAUCGACCACAUGUGCAAGAAGACUAGCGACCUUCGGCGUCAGCUGCGCAAGGCCGUGGUGGACCACGUCUCCGACAGUUUCCUGGAGACCUCAGUCCCCCUCCUGAUCCUCAUAAAGGCCGCCGAGAAGGGCAACGACGAAGAGGUCGAAGAGUACGCCCUAGUCUUCACCGAGCACGCUAAUAAGCUCGUCGAGGUAGCAAAUCUGGUCUGCAGCAUGUCAGCUAACGAGGACGGCGUGAAGAUGGUGCGUUACGCUGCAGCGCAGAUCGAGAACCUGUGCCCCCAGGUGAUCAAUGCAGCUCGAGUUCUCGCUGUGCGUCCUCGCUCGCAACUUGCCAUGGAGAACAUGCAGGUGUUCCGUCAAGCCUGGGAGAAUCAGGUUCGCGUUCUGACGGAAGCAGUGGACGACAUCACGACUAUCGACGACUUUCUGGGUGUCUCUGAGAAUCACAUUCUCGAAGAUGUCAACAAAUGCGUAAUGGCCCUUCAGGAAGGGGACGCCGACACCCUCGACCGGACAGCUGGUGCUAUUCGUGGACGUUCCUCCAGAGUCUGCAAUGUUGUGCAAGCGGAAAUGGAUAACUACGAGCCCUGCAUUUACACCAAGCGAGUACUCGAGGCUGUUAAAGUCCUUCGUGAUCAAGUUAUGCCGAAGUUUGCGCAGAGGGUGAAAGUAGCUGUGGACGCACUCAGCAGUAAUCCAGCUAAAGACGUCAAUGAGAAUGACUUCAUCGAUGCUUCUAGACUGGUUUACGACGGUGUCAGAGAGAUUCGUCGUGCUGUUCUCAUGAAUCGAGCUGAUGAGGACCUCGACCCUGAGGAUGUUGAGCUUGAUGAGCAGUAUACUCUUGAAACGAGGAGCAAGUCCAGUGCACAGACUGGGGAGCAUGGAGUCGAUGAGUAUCCGGAGAUCAGUGGUAUCACGACAGCACGUGAGGCCAUGAGGAAGAUGACGGAGGAGGACAAGCAGAAGAUUCUACAGCAGGUGGAGAACUUCAGGAAUGAGAAACUCAAGUUCGAUAGGGAAGUCGCCAAGUGGGACGACGCUGGUAAUGAUAUCAUUGUGCUGGCGAAGCACAUGUGCAUGAUCAUGAUGGAGAUGACGGAUUUCACGAGAGGACGUGGACCUCUCAAGACUACUAUGGACGUCAUCACUGCGGCGAAGAAAAUUUCUGAGGCUGGUACCAAGCUGGAUAAGCUGACGAGACAGAUUGCUGAUCAGUGCCCGGAGAGCUCGACUAAGAAGGACUUGAUUGCUUAUCUUCAGAGGAUUGCGCUGUACUGCCAUCAGAUGAAUAUUACGAGCAAGGUGAAGGCUGAUGUCCAGAACAUCAGUGGGGAGUUGAUUGUUUCCGGGUUGGAUUCUGCUACCUCGUUGAUUCAAGCUGCUAAGAAUCUUAUGAAUGCUGUUGUACUUACUGUCAAGGCUUCUUAUGUCGCUUCUACGAAGUAUCCGAGGCAGUCUACUGUUACUUAUUCUCCAAUAGUCGUAUGGAAAAUGAAAGCCCCAGAGAAGAAGCCCCUGGUGCGACCAGAGCGACCUGAAGAAGUACGAGCAAAAGUUCGCAAGGGAUCCCAGAAAAAAGUUCAGAAUCCAAUCCACGCACUGUCCGAGUUCCAGAGUCCAACCGAGAGUGUCUAAAUUGGAAAAUCCAAUUAGAAACAUUAGAUAGUAAGACAAUUAAAGAAGAGAAGCCGCUGUUACUUCCCCCUUUUGUGAUUUUCAGAGGCAAAAGAAAGAUGAGGGGAUUUUUUGAUAUAUUUUUUUGAAUUUAAAAUCAAUUUACACACAUUUUUGAUUCUUUAAUCUUCCAACACUUGUUUAUCCAGCAGUCAUCAUUGAUUUGUUUUUCCCGCAUGCAGUAUUUGUGGAAGGAGGAAGAGCCUGCUUUAUUCAAAGUAUUUAAACAUUUAACGAACAAAGAAGAAGGAAACAAUGAUUAUAAAUGUAUAUAUAUAAGUGAGUAUAAUUUUUAUAUUUAUCGUUUUGAGAAUAUUUGUGGGUUCAAACAAUUGUUUUUCAAACUGAAAAGAAUGUUGCUGUUCAACUCAAAAUUCAAUCACAUUGAAGAAUUAUAAUAGACUUGGGCAAUCUUCACAAUCAUGAAAAAUGAAACGAAAUGAACAAUCGCACCAGGCCUAAUUGAUUUAUACAAUUUUCUAUCAGGUUUUAUAUAAACAUUCGCUUUGAGAUCAUCACAUAUCAUAUUUUUUUUAUCUUAAACCACCAACAUUACUCGUCAAUACAAUAUUUCGAUCUAUUUCUUAUGAUUUUCCUCAUUGUUUCUCUCAUGAACAUGUGGCAAUGUGAAUAGAUGAUAAUAUUUAAUUUCUAGAUUAAUUGAAUAAACUGAAUGUAAUCAAGCAUGAAGGCACAAUGUCUCCAUUAGUUCUCCUCUGCAUCAUUAUCUGCACAGUAUUUAAACGUUUUACUUUGCAUUUAACUUUAGAUAUCAUUUGUAUUAGCAGAAUUUUAACAUGAUGUAUCAUGAGACGAUAAUAUAAACACGUAUUUGUUAUUGAUAGAUUAUAAGCUGCCAAAUAAUAGAUGAUUUCUCUUUUUCUUUUUCGCUCGUCCGAAUCGAGGGAUUAGUUGAUUCGCUGGUAGUAUGAUUCACCUGUCCUUUAUACAUUUAUAUUGUACUAGCAUUCGCAUCAUUUUCUCGUUUUACGAAGUAAAUUUAGCUCAAACCAAUGAUGUUGAGCGGGUUAUCGAUUGGUUUCGUGAUGUAGCUGUAAAUUCCAUUGUAAACCCAAUGUAAUCGGAGUAGUUUGAAAAAUAAAAUUUUACACAUAA
Molecule: messenger RNA, 4168 nt
Organism: Diachasma alloeum
Lineage: Eukaryota; Metazoa; Arthropoda; Insecta; Hymenoptera; Braconidae
Gene: alpha-Cat
Product: catenin alpha
Exons: 6
Coding region: 257-3013 (918 amino acids)
Biological process (GO): cell migration; cell-cell adhesion
Cellular component (GO): adherens junction; catenin complex; actin cytoskeleton
Molecular function (GO): beta-catenin binding; actin filament binding; cadherin binding
Source: RefSeq, a predicted model, not a curated record